Molecule: messenger RNA, 3261 nt
Organism: Frankliniella occidentalis (western flower thrips)
Lineage: Eukaryota; Metazoa; Arthropoda; Insecta; Thysanoptera; Thripidae
Gene: eIF5
Product: eukaryotic translation initiation factor 5
Exons: 11
Coding region: 696-2036 (446 amino acids)
Biological process (GO): formation of translation preinitiation complex; translational initiation; formation of cytoplasmic translation initiation complex
Cellular component (GO): cytosol
Molecular function (GO): eukaryotic initiation factor eIF2 binding; GDP-dissociation inhibitor activity; translation initiation factor activity
Source: RefSeq, a predicted model, not a curated record
UUCAUGGACCUCGUGGAGUGUUACGUGAUUCUCGUAUCACCACCACACUACUCAUCGGUCAGUUGCUCAGUUCGCCCAGAGCUGUGUGCAUCAGGAGUGCGGAAGCUUGUCUUCUUGGCUUUUUCCUAACCGGAGAAUUCUCCCCCUUACGGCGCAGUGCUCUGCAGUGAGGGGACCGAGGCAGUGAUCCCCGCUGCCAAGUUUUAGUGCUGCCGCUUCAUAUUAUUUGUCGCAGUACUGCUAUCGUCCAGAAGGGCGUUACCCAUUUUUUAUGACUUUCCGUAGCUGCAAAGAAACUUGGACAGUAUCCAGAGGUAGAUCUGGGAGUUCUCCUAUAGCACAAGAGCCCGGUCGUGGCCCAGGAGGGAGGUGUAUGAUUUCAUAUCAGCCGCAGGGCCCUAUCAGUCAUAGGACAACAAAAUUUUCCAGUAACCGCCAUAGGAAAUCUCAGCCAUUUAGAGAAACGUGACUAGGUCACGUUACCACCACCAUUACGUCCCAAUUGUUCCUAUACUAACUCACAACCGCCAGCAACGCUGUCAGCAUUAGCUCUGCUACCUACCCCACCACCACGCCGACCACUCAGUCUAUUACUUUUCCUGCUGCAAAGCAGGCCCUCACCAUUUGUUCCUUAAGGCUUGGCAGCUCCGAUAUUUUAGACGUAGUCAAGAAGAAGUCUUACAAAACUCGUCACCAUGAGUGUAAACGUGAAUCGCGCCGUGAGCGAUGCCUUUUAUCGGUAUAAGAUGCCUCGCAUCCAGGCCAAAGUAGAAGGUAAAGGAAAUGGCAUAAAAACUGUCAUUGUCAACAUGGCUGAUGUCGCUAAGGCUCUUGGACGCCCUGCUACAUACCCCACAAAAUAUUUUGGCUGUGAGUUGGGUGCGCAAACCAACUUUGAUUUCAAAAAUGAUCGUUACAUUGUCAAUGGGUCCCAUGAUGCUGUUAAGUUGCAAGAUCUCCUUGAUGGUUUUAUUCGGAAAUUUGUGUUGUGCCCACAAUGUGACAAUCCUGAGACCGUUUUGAGUGUUCAAGCAAAGAAGGGCAUUAUCAGCCAGGGCUGCAAAGCUUGUGGCUACCAUGGAACUCUUGACUUCAAUCAUAAGCUAAACACUUACAUUUUGAAAAAUCCCCCUACUACGAAUCCUGCUACUCAAGGAUCUUCCUUAACUGAGGGCAAACGCACUAAGCGUACCAAGAAAAAUGGUGAAACCAACGGUGACACUAAUGGAGAGAAUCGUUCCUCCGACAAUGACAAUGACGGCGAUCCACCUGUAGAUGCACCUGCGGCACCAGAUGCAGAUGAUGAUGAGCCUGAAUGGGUUGUUGAUUGCUCUGAAGAAGCUGUUCGUGCCCGACUCCAAGAUCUGACUGAUGGUGCCAAGGGAAUGACUAUAUCUGAUGACUUGGAGAAGACUGAGAAAGAGCGCAUGGAUAUCUUCUACAACUUUGUGAAGCAGCGCCGUGACGCUGGAACAUUGGAGCAGGUUGCUAUUCAUCGUGAAGUUCUGACACAAGCAGAGCAUCUGGAAGUCAAGACUAAAGCUCCGCUUGUAUUGGCUGAACUGCUGCUCUCAGAGAAAAUCCAUGUGGAGGUUAAAAAGUACCGUGUCUUGAUUUUACGGUUCACUCAUGAAGAUCUGAAGGCUCAGAAAUAUUUGAUUGGAGGCAUUGAGCAAAUCAUUGCAUUGCACAAGGAUUCACUUCUUCCAAAGGUCCCAGCCAUCUUCAAGAUGCUGUAUGAUCUUGAUAUUCUGGAAGAGAAAGCUUUGCUUGAUUGGGACAGCAAGAUCAGCAAGAAAUACGUGUCUCGUGAGCUGAGUGAAGAAAUCCAUGCCAAGGCACAGCCGUUCAUCAAUUGGUUGAAAGAAGCCGAGGAGGAAGAGUCUGAUUCUGAAGAGGAUGAUGACGAUGAUCUUGAGAUUGAGUAUGAUGAUCGUGCUAAGACCUCACCAUUGAAGGAGCAGCCCAAGUCAGUAGCCAAGCCCAAGAUGGUUAAUAAUGAUGAAGAAGACGACUUUGAUAUUGAUGCAAUUUAAUGUGUGGUGGGGGCAUUUUCACCACUCCCAGAGGAACAUGAGAUCUUUGUAGUAUUUCCAAAUAUGCACAAAUAUUUGAAGAAAAAUGCAAAACAAAAAGACAAAAAAAAUUUAAAAAAUACACAGAUUUUUUAGUAGUGCAAUAAUCUAUUGAAUGUAGCAUUAUCCAAAAAUACUUUGUUUCUUAAAUAGCACUAGGCCAUGCAAUGUGUAGUGAACACAAUGUUGAACUUCAAGUUAUUUCACCUGAAGAUAUGUCAGUGCUUUAGCAUCUAAGUGAAAGUAGUCUUUUUCAGGUUUUGAGAGUAGUCAUUGAUUCCUCUGGGAGCAAUAUACUAAUGCUAUAUCAUAGCCAUUUCUGCUUAACUCUGGUUUGCAUACACUUCUGUAGAAUGUAUCUUUUGAUUAACUGACAGCGUUUGUUGGUGGAAUGUGGUUAGUUUUUUUUCCUAAUAUUAUUUUCCUUAUACUUUAUGUUACCAUCUUGCUAGGAAUCCAUCAUAUUUGCUUCAGAUUUCUCUUGUAUUUCUUGUGAGUAAUUAAGACAUGGCAGAUUGACGACCUACUAAUGGCAUUGUAUCCCCAAAUCAUAGUCUAGGUUGAAAUUUGAAACAUUACUUAUUGAUUGAAAAUAUUUCCUCAAGCCUGAGGGUUGACUGAUGCGUCCAAGUUGAAUCACUUUAUGCAAAUAUCUGCCCAAUUUAAUCCUUGACUUAUGGCAGAUAGUGGAAUAUCUUCUGCUCAUCUGAUGAAUUCCUGAAUGAACCAUCCUUAGUUAGUACAACUUUUUUUCUUAUUCAUUUUUAUUACUCUUAUUUUUUAAUGUAAUUCUAUCAUACAUUGUCUUUCUCAAAAAAAUCAUUCUGUAUUAUCCAAGGACCUGAAAUGUGCACUGUUAUGAUCUUGUGUUUGUGUUUUAAUGGUUUAAAAAAAGAAGUAUACUGAAGAUAGCUCCAGGAUUGUAUUACUUGAUUUUGUGUUGUUGCACAAUUGUCACGGAUUCAAACUAAUCUUUGUUUAUAAAAAUAUUAUGAGACUGUGGUUAGGAUUGAUUGAACUUUCUUUUAUCAUUAAGCAAGAUUUUGCUUUCUUGUAUUUAUUCUCUUAAAUUGUCUGCUGUGUUAAUUCCAAUUUUGUGGUGUUUCUUGAUAUAUUGAUAAAUUGAAGUGUUUAAAGGAUCAUGUUUGUAGAAACCAAAGUAAAUCUGUUUUGGUGUCAAUCGAAA